UCCUCCACCUCUCUAAGAGACAGGAACACCACGAUUAGCUUGCCCUGCAUGAUCUUAUCACGUUAAGGAGGGAAAUCUUUGGUUAAAAUUGGGUAAAAAUACAACUUGAUGAAGUUAGGACAUUCUGGCACAAUGGGAGAGGAGAUGGCCUUGAAAAAAUAACCGCUGUGAUCCUUCAGGAUCCCCCGGUUUCUUCAUCUCUGCUCUUUUGAUGUGGGAUGGAUUACAGGCUGAGCUGACUCUCCUGCACUCUUGGACCCGCCAGAGGAGACCCUGAUCACAUAGAGAGAAGGAAGUGUGACCUGAGGCUGCAAGUUGGAGCAUUCAGGAGAAGUUAUUUAAACUAAGAGUUAAAUCUUAGAGAUCUUGGAGGUCCUGCUAUUGUAGCUUGUCUUUGGUUCUCUUUUUCAUUGGCAAGGACACAUCUGAAGUUGAACAAUGGCUUUGAUGAAGGUCAAGUUUGAUCUGAAAAAGCGAGUGAAGCUUGCCCAGACAGUCUGGUUCAUGUACUGGUUUUCUGUGAUGGCUGGUGUGCUGCUCCUGACCAUGGGCCUGUUCUUUAAGAUCGAGCUGCGUAAGCGCUCAGAACUCAUGGACAACAACGAGAGCCACUUCUUGCCCAACCUGCUCAUAGGUGUGGGUCUAAUAGCCUCUGGCAUGAAUGCAUUUGGAGGCAAAAUCUGCUACGACUCCCUGGACCCUUCCAAGUUUGUGAAGUGGAAGCCCAUGUUGAAGCCCUUCCUGAUUUCCUGUGUGGGGUUCAAUGGUUUGCUACUUCUGACAGCAAUGCUGUGUUUCUUGAUGAGGAUCCCUCUGCAGUUCACCCUGGCUGAGGGUCUGAAGAACGGCAUGAAGUACUACAAGGACACGGACACACCAGGGCGCUGCUACAUGAAGAGGACCCUGGACACGAUGCAGAUGGAGUUUCGCUGCUGUGGAAAUGACAACUACAGAGAUUGGUUUGUGAUUCAGUGGGUUAGCAACCGCUACCUGGACUUCAGCGCAAAGGAGGUCAAAGACCGCAUUGGUAGCAACGUGGAUGGGCAGUAUCUGAUGGAUGGAGUUCCCUUUAGCUGCUGCAACCCCGCCUCCCCUCGGCCCUGCAUCCAGCUCCAGAUGACCAACAACUCGGCCCACUACAGCUACGACCACUACACCGAGGAGCUCAAUGUCUGGAAGCGUGGCUGCCGCGAGGCUCUGCUGUCGUACUACGGAGGCAUGAUGAACACCAUCGGGGCACUGGUGAUGCUGGUUACUCUGGUGCAGGUCGCUGUAACAGUAGGCCUGCAGUACGUGAACACCUCCCUGUCCACCCUGGCUAACCCAGAGGACCCAGAGAGUGAGAGCGAGGGCUGGAUCUUGGAGAAGACAGUCAAGGAGACGUUCACUGACAUCAUGGACAAGAUGAAGGCCAUGGGCAAAGGCAACCAGGUGGAGGAGGGGGGUGAGGCACCAGUUGCCACGGUGAGCUGAGCGAGCCCCUCCAGCAAAAACUGACACUCCCACCUGGUGAGGAGAAGAAGAGGAAGUGUGAGAUUGCUACUUUUUUCUACCAACAUUUAAUCUGUAGAUACAGUACACAUAUUUGGCUUUCAUAAGGACUAAAAUCUGCGAACAUAUGGACUCCUCCUCACAAAUGGACUCCUUUACAAAUGGACUCCUUUCAUAAAUAAUAUUCAUAUGUAUAGAAAUAACUAAUACGAUGAGCUGUUGGGUAUGAAUUUGAAUUCCCAUUUUCCCCAACCACCUCAGGAGAAACAUUCAUACACUCUCACAGGUCCCAUGUUUCCUUCACAGCUUACUAUUCUGUAGAUUCACUGUCUGGUGUCUCAUACUCUUUGGCUUUGGCUUUUUAAUUAAAUUUUCUUUUGCUCCUAUUUACAUAACAAAGUGCAAAAUAGCACAACGAUAAAUCACCUAAAUGUUAUAAUAUGACUUCAUAAAAUGUUCCCUUUGUAUUUUUGUCAGAUAAAGUUUGGUGAGGAGAACAGGCACUUGUAUGGGGAUGGUGGUUGCUAUGCAACCCCCCCUCCCAUGGAGCCAGAGGUACAGUUGAAAGAUAUUUAUAGCCCAAGAAAGUGUUUUAUUUUUGUUGACUUGUCUAUAGAGCUCUGGCUGGUAGCUGAUAUAUAGAUAAAGAAAACAAAUUAAAUCCCCCACUCCCCCCUUUUUAUACUCCAGUCCAUCAUUGUCCAAUGAAAGCUGGAUGUGCUCCUGAGAUGGAGUGGAAAUAUGGAGGAAAUGUUGUGCCACCAUUUCACCCCAUGUACAAUCUGUUUGUGUCAAUUUUGAAGCACAGGGUUGGAGGGAGAGGCCAAUUGCGGGGAAAGUGGGUGGGCCCAGGAGGGAACCAGGGGCAACUCCAAAACUGUGGAGGACAAUUGAGAUUGGCAGCUAAAUCUUGGCUCCUGACCCCUGUGCUGUGAACUCAGAUCCUCUUUGAGGUUUCCCUUGUGCACACAGCAGUGUCAGUAUAUUCCACACUCACACACAUAUAGUCUUAACAAUUGGGUUGCUGUCUUUGUACAUAGUGUAGAAAUGAUGAAAAAUAACUUUUUUUAAUAAUGUAAUUAAUCCAAAUCUUUUAUUUCAAUCAAUGUAAAAUUUGUUUUGCCAUAUGAACUAUUUCUCUGUUUUCGUAGAAAGGUGAUGACGACGCUGCUGGUUGUGUACAUGAAUAAAGGAUUGUAGUGAAGUGG
This is a messenger RNA of Myripristis murdjan (pinecone soldierfish), 2699 nucleotides long. RefSeq names its product peripherin 2a (retinal degeneration, slow) (gene prph2a). The coding region runs from base 439 to 1473 and encodes 344 amino acids. The record is from RefSeq and is a predicted model, not a curated record. Gene Ontology annotation, cellular component: plasma membrane. The transcript is spliced from 3 exons. NCBI's taxonomy places the organism in Eukaryota, Metazoa, Chordata, Actinopteri, Holocentriformes, Holocentridae. Gene Ontology annotation, biological process: visual perception.